Molecule: messenger RNA, 1656 nt
Organism: Aspergillus homomorphus CBS 101889
Lineage: Eukaryota; Fungi; Ascomycota; Eurotiomycetes; Eurotiales; Aspergillaceae
Product: putative endosome-associated ubiquitin isopeptidase (AmsH)
Exons: 2
Coding region: 1-1656 (551 amino acids)
Biological process (GO): protein K63-linked deubiquitination
Cellular component (GO): endosome; membrane
Molecular function (GO): protein binding; metal-dependent deubiquitinase activity; K63-linked deubiquitinase activity
Source: RefSeq, a predicted model, not a curated record
AUGGCCGCCCACCUGCCCUCAACAGCCGGUGCGGGGCCUUCCCCUCCACAGAGCGUCGAGUCAAUCACUCGCUUGGCUCAGGAUUAUGAGUACAAUCCCUCCAUUCCUUUACGAUAUUGGCUGCGAACAGCCUCGACACUCAUUAGAGAGGCUCGUAUCUACGAACGAGAACAACAUGAGGAACAGGCCUAUCUUUUGCUAUUUCGACAUGCUCAGCUCGUUCUAGUCAAUCUAGCCGAGCAUCCGGAGGCCAAGGAUGAGAGGAACCGCAAAGCUCUAGUGGAGGCCGAGAAGGAGGUGAAACGAAACUUGAAAGUCCUGGAGACCCUGAAACCCCGCAUCAACAAACGCUACGAACGCUACACUCAAUUGAUGCGCGAGCGGCAACACCGCGCUUCCGCCACAGCCGUCCCUGUAGCUCCGCAUUCUCAGCGGCAACUGCCUCAAGACCCCGCACUGGCGGGGGUUGCCAAACCUUUAGAGGCUGGAGAGAAUCGCGAUCUGGCCGUGAAGCUGGCCCGCACGGAGAUCAGUCGCAGAGCCACGGUUCGCAAGGCCAUCCGACAAGCUGGAAUCUCCCCGGAAGAGGAGCAGACUCGUCGUGCAGCCGGGGUGUGGGGAGACUGGGAACAUACUCUGCGCAAGGAUGCCGAUGAUGACUUGAGCCAGCGCAUUCACAAUGUGCGUUUGAGGAUUGACGGCGGUCCGCAAGCGGCUGUUCGUGCACCGGGUAACUCAAAACACACAACUCCAUCCCAUCCGGCUGUGCCCGAGACCAGCGCAACUUACAAGUAUCCGAGUGUUCCUCGCCAGAGGCCCGUGGACGUCGCCUCAACUUCGGCUCAGAAAGAGCUGCAUGGCGUCAGUGCCCCUGCUCCAGUAGCCCCUGCAUUGCCACCUAAAGAACGAACACAGGAUCUCGGACGGGAUGAACGAUUGGUUCGUCCACCUCGUCCCGACAAGCUCUCUCCAACCUCCACGCCAGCUCCGGUGCCGGCGAUUCCUGCCAAGGUACGAGCAAAGUCCGAGAGCGAGACGCGCACCGACCUAGAUCCUUCCAGCUUCACUUUCAAGCCAUCUGCCUACCUGGAGAAUGGAACACCACUACGGACUCUGUUCCUCCCGCCCGAGCUACGGACACACUUCCUGUCUCUGGCCGCACCGAACACACAACGCAAUCUGGAGACAUGUGGGAUACUAUGUGGCACAUUGAUUUCGAAUGCGCUGUUUGUGUCGCGACUCCUCAUUCCGGAACAGACCGCCACGUCGGAUACGUGCGAGACCGUGAACGAGACAGCCAUCUUCGACUACUGUGACUCGGAGGACUUGAUGGUGCUGGGCUGGAUUCAUACACACCCCACGCAAACAUGUUUCAUGAGCUCACGCGAUCUGCACACGCAUUGUGGAUAUCAGGUGAUGCUCCCGGAGAGCAUAGCGAUCGUGUGCGCGCCAAGUAAGAUGCCCGACUGGGGCGUAUUCCGGCUGACCGACCCCCCGGGGUUGAAGACGGUGCUUAAUUGCACGCAGCCAGGCUUGUUCCAUCCGCAUGGGGAGACAAAUAUCUACACCGACGCUCUUCGCCCGGGCCAUGUGUUUGAGGCCAGAGGCUUGGAGUUUGAGACUGUCGACCUACGCCCCAAUGGGUCCAACUUUUGA